Messenger RNA from Medicago truncatula (barrel medic), 1359 nucleotides. Its product is annotated as probable prolyl 4-hydroxylase 9. Bases 143 to 1036 code for a protein of 297 amino acids. Lineage: Eukaryota; Viridiplantae; Streptophyta; Magnoliopsida; Fabales; Fabaceae. The transcript is spliced from 8 exons. Gene Ontology annotation, cellular component: endoplasmic reticulum. The record is from RefSeq and is a predicted model, not a curated record. Gene Ontology annotation, molecular function: iron ion binding; procollagen-proline 4-dioxygenase activity; L-ascorbic acid binding. Gene Ontology annotation, biological process: peptidyl-proline hydroxylation to 4-hydroxy-L-proline.
UUAACUACUGCUACUAAUGUUAGAAGGAGACUGAGUUACAGUUUUGUUUCAAUUAACCACACGUGGACUUUGAAAUCUGGAACUGAAAAACAUCAACAACAAAACCAAAACACCAAACACAAAAAAACUCUUCAAAACCCAAAUGAGAAUCAAAACAGUUAAAUCAUCAAAUUGGAGCUUAAGAACAAACAAACUCACUUUCCCUUACGUAUUUCUCAUAUGCAUCUUCUUCUUCCUCGCUGGUUUCUUUGGUUCAACUCUCUUUUCUCAUUCUCAGGAUGGAGAUGGAUAUGGAUUGAGACCGAGACCGAGGCUGCUUGAUUCGACGAAGGAGACAGAAUAUAAUUUGAUGACUGCUGGGGAGUUUGGUGAUGAUUCCAUUACAUCAAUUCCUUUUCAGGUUUUGAGCUGGAAGCCACGAGCUCUGUAUUUUCCUAAUUUUGCAACUGCUGAACAAUGUGAAAACAUAGUUUCUGUGGCAAAGGCCGGACUCAAACCAUCAUCAUUGGCUUUGCGUAAGGGAGAAACUACGGAGAAUACCAAGGGAAUUAGAACAAGCUCUGGUGUGUUUCUUAGUGCUUCUAGGGAUAAAACAAAGACUUUAGAGGCCAUUGAGGAGAAAAUUGCGAGAGCAACAAUGAUUCCUAGGAGUCAUGGAGAGGCCUUUAAUAUCCUACGCUAUGAGGUUGGUCAAAGAUAUAAUUCACAUUAUGAUGCAUUCAAUCCUGACGAAUAUGGGCCACAAAAGAGCCAAAGGGUGGCUUCAUUUUUGCUGUAUUUAACUGAUGUUGAGGAAGGUGGCGAGACUAUGUUUCCAUUUGAGAAUGGCUUGAACAUGGAUGGUACCUAUGGGUACGAAGACUGCGUUGGUUUAAGAGUAAAGCCAAGACAGGGGGAUGGACUUCUAUUUUAUUCACUGCUCCCCAACGGGACAAUCGAUCAGACAUCACUGCAUGGGAGCUGCCCUGUGAUAAAAGGGGAGAAGUGGGUGGCAACGAAGUGGAUAAGGAAUCUAGAUCAAGAAGAUGAUGAUUAGAUAAUUGGCCCCUGCAAUUCAGAUUCCGUCGUAUACAGGGUUAUUAUCUUCCCAUGUAUAAUUUAUGGUCAGAUCAGAUGAAUAAUCAAGGGAAAUUUUGAUCAAAUCAGAUGUGUUCAAAAUGUAUAACAAGAGUGUAAAUUUUUGUUAUAUGCAUGUACUAAUGGGUCAUGAUUAAAUUGAGCGGACCCAUUGGUCUGCGCUUUUCGACAGAAGUUUAAAAUGAAAGUUUUAUCUUAGGAUUUGUGUAUUCAAUACAUUGAAACAUCGAAAAAUAACUUUUUUUUUUUACAUGAAAGUUAUCAAUUUGUUUACAUUUUUAA